CGCUCCUCCCACACAACAUAAGCCGCGGACUCCCCUCCCAUGGCCCUCAAGAAAGCAAGAAAAGUGGUAGCAUCCAAGAAACCAACAUCCGCCGCCAUGGGCGUGGCGGAGACGCCCGAUCCGCUCGGGCGCGGCGGCGCGCACAACCUCAACCCGCCGCGGCUGCCCCCCGGCGUCUACUUCAGCCCGACGCGGGAGGAGAGCGUGGCGCUCCUCGACCGCUGGAUCGCCGGCGGCGGCAAGGAGGUGCCCGCCGACGCGCGGGGGUUCGUCUCCCACGCCGACAUCUACGGCGACAGCCCAGACGCGCUGCGGCGGCUGCACCCGCCGGGGAGCGCCCGCGCGGGCCAGCACACCUGGUGGUUCCUCUGCGAGACCAGGUUCCAGAGCCCCGGCGCGGCGGCCAAGCGCGCCGGCCGCAAAGUCGACACCGGCGGGUACUGGCAGGUGGAGCGGAGCGAGGCCGAGGGGGGCGCGGUCAAGAGCUACUUCGGCUUCUUCCUCGGCCCGUCCAGGAAGGAGAAGACGCCGUGGCUGACGCAGGAAUUCACCAGCGCCACGGACGGCGGCGCCGGCAAGAAGGGCGUGCCCGCGCUCUACAUGCUCUACGUCUCCCCGCGCGCCACCGACGACGAGCUGAGGGGGAUCUACGGGGAGGACGGCGUCACGGUGGGGCCCGACGGGAACAAGAAGCCUGUCCGGGCCGCCGUCCCGGCAGGCUGUUUCGACGCCGUCGUGGCGCUGCUGCCGCUGGGGAGCGUCCGUGGUCUCGGGCAAGAGCGCGUUGAGGUGUCGCAGGCGCCGCCCCCGCCGCAGCCGGCGUGUCUUCUUCGUCACGACGGCCAGCAGGGGCAGAACUCCACGGGGGCCGCAUCGUCGGCGGACCUUCUUGGUCAGUACCAGCAGCGGCCGGCGGCCGUUCUUGGUCAGUGCCAGCAGCAGCCGGCGAAGACGGUCAAAGGGUAACCGGAGUGGGAAUCUUUGGAGGAUCUGAGUUCGCCUACCUCAACAAGGAUAGUUAAUUGAUCUGCUAGAAGCAAACGAUUUCUUGGUUGAUUUUGGGGAUUAAUUUGUACAUAUGGGUUCUUGCAGUUUGCUUAUAACUGGAGUGGUAUGCAUAUAUGGUAGGAGUAGUUCUCUGUCUACUCUGUUUGAACGUUGAUUAUCUAUCAUGUGCUUUUCGAGAUUUUUUGUGUUUGACGAAAAGAAAUGUUGAUUAUGUGCCCAGUUUUCA
Molecule: messenger RNA, 1234 nt
Organism: Triticum dicoccoides
Lineage: Eukaryota; Viridiplantae; Streptophyta; Magnoliopsida; Poales; Poaceae
Exons: 1
Coding region: 40-966 (308 amino acids)
Biological process (GO): regulation of DNA-templated transcription; system development
Molecular function (GO): DNA binding
Source: RefSeq, a predicted model, not a curated record